GAUAAUAUGAACAUCUAGCGUGCACUUAAAGGCACAUUAUUGUCAUCGUACACUUUAUGACAAUAGGUAGAGGUCGGGGUCUGGUUGGACCCAAUCCCAAACCCAAAUAGUACUCAAGUCCAAAAUUAGGACUCAUUCCCAAAUCCAAGCUCGGUUCUACCCGUUGGUUACAGGUUUGGUCAGGUCCAUUGCCACCACUAUAUUUUAGGCUAGGCUAGGCUGACCUGUUCGGGCCGGGUCCAUUGGCCCAUUGCCACCCAUCGUCGUGGCUAGGGGUUUGGGGAAGAAAAUGGAGGGACUGACAGAUUAGUUGGGGUUGCGCUAAAAUAGUGGGCUUUACGGUAAUGUCGCUUGCGUAUCACGGGACCCAUUUAGAAGGGGUUUGUCUUCCUUCUUAUCCUGGCGCCCCAUACUAAUUUCUCCAGUUUUUGUCGGCCUUUUCAUACAUCAUCUCCUCCAUUUUCCCCUUAACCCACUACCUCUUUCUCUCUGUUGAAGACAUGCACCCACCAGUUUCCUUUUAAACCAGGCCCUAUAUGUCUGUCUUGCAAAUUAUGCACACCAAAUUUCCGGCUAAACCAGUCGCUGUUUCUCUCUCUAAGACACAUUUGACAACCCCGCCUAUGCUCUGCUUUAGAGAGCCAUGAAAACUUAACGUCUCCUCUAAAAAAGCAGCAAAAGAGAGAUUGAGAGAUAGAGUUGUAGAGAGAGAAAAUAGAGAAAUAGUUUAGAGAGAGAAAAUAGGGAAGGGUUUAGGGAACAAAAUAGAGAGAGAUCUUUGUUUAGAGGAGAGAGAGAAAAGUUUUGGGUGAUGAUGGACCUAAGCGUGGUUCCCUACAGUCACAACAGCCCAGGCAACUCCUCCACCGGGGGCGGCCCCAAGCCAGAGAAGAACGGUGGCGUCCUCGACCCCCUCGACUCCCCCCUCUCCAAACCCUCCUAUCUCAUCGGCUAUCGCGAGUGCCUCAAGAACCACGCAGCUGCAAUCGGUGGCCAUGCCAACGAUGGCUGCGGCGAGUUCAUGGCGGCAGGGGAAGAAGGCUCCAUUGAAGCCCUCAAAUGCGCGGCCUGUGGCUGCCACCGCAACUUCCACCGCAAGGAAAUUUCCGUAACUCCCCUUCCCUUCUCCUCCCCUUACCUCCACAAUGCAGCCCCAACUUGGGACAAGAAAUUGAAAUUUCCUCCUCCACUUACUAGAUCAAUUGACAAUGAAGGAUUUACGGUUUUUGGGCAAGGAGGAGGGACUAAAAAUGGAACAAAGAGGUAUAGGACAAAGUUUACACAAGAUCAGAAGGAGAAGAUGCAGGCAUUUGCUGAUAAAUUGGGGUGGAGGAUUCAGAAGCAGGAUGAUGUUGCAUUACAACAGUUUUGCAUGGAGGUUGGAGUGAAGAGGCAUGUUCUUAAAGUGUGGAUGCACAAUAAUAAGAACACUCUUGGCAAGAAGGACUCUCUCACUGCCUCUACUUGAGACAUUUUCUCUCUCUAAAUCUCUUCUCCUUCUUCACUCUUUUGAGCAAGAGAGAGAGAUCUUUCUCUCUCUAAAUCUCUUCUACUUCUCUCGUUUGAGCAAGAGAGAGAGAUCUUUCUCUCUCUAAGUCUCUUCUACUUCUUCACUCUUUUGAGAAAGAGAGAGAGAGUGGGAAGCAAUGAUUUUUACUUGCAAGCUUCCACACUCACCUUGAUGUCCUGGAGGAUUAGUCUAAUUAAUUGUUAGAGAGAGAAAGUUGCAGGCAGCAUUGGAGGCUAGGGAGAGAGAGAUAGAGAGAGGGGGGACUGUUCUAAUUGGAGGUUCAUGGCUUAAGCCAUGGCCUAAUCCACUUAACUCUGAUUGUUAUUGUGAUUGCUAUUAACAUAAUGGUUGUUUGUAUGAGUUUAGGGUUUUUCCAAUCGAAUUUGAGACCGGGUUGGAUGUAAACAAAGAUGGAAGGGGUUAAAACUUAAUGGGGCACACUCAAGUUGUUUGUUUAUGGAGUAACGCUUGUUGUGAUGUCCAUGAUGCAACCCUGUCAUCAUAUUAGUGCUAAUGAUCAAUCUCUUUUAGUGGUUAAAAAUUUAAGAUCUUUUGGACUCUAUAUUUGUUUUGGGUUGUUUGUUUUGUAGGAAUUUAGAGGUAACCGAAAUUGUUUUCUUCUACUUAUGCUGAUUCAAAUUGUUUUUGGAUGAAUUGUUGACACAUUGAUCAAUAUUAAGCAUAUUGAUGAACAUUAUUAAAAUUAGUAUAUAGGGUUGGAGUCAAUCUGUCUGGGAUGUGGACCCUUCAAUUUGUAACAUUCUUUUGUGUAUAUUUUGUUUUCUAGGA
This is a messenger RNA of Amborella trichopoda, 2299 nucleotides long. Its product is annotated as zinc-finger homeodomain protein 2. Gene Ontology annotation, biological process: regulation of DNA-templated transcription; regulation of developmental process. Gene Ontology annotation, cellular component: nucleus. Lineage: Eukaryota; Viridiplantae; Streptophyta; Magnoliopsida; Amborellales; Amborellaceae. The record is from RefSeq and is a predicted model, not a curated record. Gene Ontology annotation, molecular function: transcription cis-regulatory region binding; DNA-binding transcription factor activity.